Messenger RNA from Danio rerio (zebrafish), 1200 nucleotides. RefSeq names its product potassium channel, subfamily K, member 9 (gene kcnk9). Gene Ontology annotation, cellular component: plasma membrane; membrane. The record is from RefSeq and is marked provisional. Lineage: Eukaryota; Metazoa; Chordata; Actinopteri; Cypriniformes; Danionidae. Gene Ontology annotation, molecular function: potassium channel activity. Gene Ontology annotation, biological process: potassium ion transmembrane transport.
AUGAAGAGGCAGAACGUGCGGACGCUGUCCCUGAUCGUCUGCACGUUCACCUAUCUGCUGGUCGGGGCCGCGGUGUUUGACGCGCUCGAGUCGGACUUCGAGAUGCGGGAGAAGGAGCAGCUGGAGGCGGAGGAGAAGCGCCUCCAGGGCAAGUACAACAUCAGUGAGGAUGACUAUAAAAAGCUGCAGACCAUCAUCAUGGAGGCCGAGCCGCACAGAGCAGGGGUCCAGUGGAAAUUUGCAGGCUCGUUUUACUUUGCCAUCACUGUCAUAACCACUAUAGGUUAUGGUCACGCAGCUCCAGGCACAGAUGCUGGGAAGGCCUUCUGCAUGUUUUACGCCGUGCUGGGGAUCCCGCUCACGCUGGUGAUGUUCCAGAGCCUCGGCGAGCGGAUGAACACCUUCGUCAAGUACUUGCUAAAGCGCAUCAAGAAGUGCUGCGGGAUGCGCAUCACAGAGGUGUCCAUGGAGAACAUGGUAACAGUGGGCUUCUUCUCUUGCAUGGGCACGCUCUGCAUCGGCGCUGCCGCAUUUUCCCAGUACGAGGACUGGAGCUUCUUCCAGUCCUAUUACUAUUGUUUCAUAACACUCACCACUAUUGGCUUCGGGGACUUCGUGGCCCUCCAGAAGAACAAAGCCCUGCAGAAAAAGCCUCUUUACGUGGCGUUCAGCUUCAUGUACAUCCUAGUGGGGCUGACGGUCAUCGGGGCCUUCCUCAAUCUGGUGGUGCUACGCUUCUUGACCAUGAACAGCGAGGACGAGCGACGGGAUGCUGAGGAGAGGGCGUCCCUGGCGGGGAACCGCAGUAGCAUGAUCAUCCACAUCCAAGAAGACACGCUUCAGAGGAGUCGGCGGAGGCGAGAACAGCAGCAGAACCGCUACCGUCCCGAAGUCACCGAUCUCCAGUCGGUUUGCUCCUGCAUGCACUACCACUCGCAUGAGUUCGGGAGCUCGGUCGGCCUCGGGUUGGGAUUGGGAGGAGGUGGCGGAGGUGCGUUUCCGCAGCAGAACUCAUUCGGCUCGCAGUUGAGCCCGCAUCCGUACCAUCACUACCACUCAACGGUGUCCUACCGCAUCGAGGAGAUCUCACCGAGCACCUUGAAAAACAGCUUCCUUCCUUCCCCGAUCAGCUCCAUCUCUCCUGGGCUGCACAGCUUCGCGGAAAACCUCCGGCUUAUGAGACGACGCAAGUCCAUCUGA